Molecule: messenger RNA, 883 nt
Organism: Staurois parvus
Lineage: Eukaryota; Metazoa; Chordata; Amphibia; Anura; Ranidae
Source: the annotation of a GenBank genome assembly
AAGGCAACUGGGUUGUUCCUUAGUUGAAUGUUGGUUAAACUGUUUCUAAACCCAGAAAACUGCAUUCACUAUAUCUAGUCUCCGACAGUACACGGAACAUGGAAAUGCAAUUACCGUAUUUUUCGCUCCAUAAGACGCACUUUUUCCCCCCAAAAAAGGGAGGAAAAUGUUAGUGCGUCUUAUGGAGCGAAUAUAAAGCGGCCGGUCCAGUAUUUCUGCCGCCACCAUGUCAGAAUAUUGGGCUGGCCGCUCAGCUCUUCUCUCCUGCAGGACCUUACCUGUUCCUCGCUCCAGCGCUGUACAGUCUUCCAGCGGCGGCUUCCGUACCCGCUCUCCCUCCCCAAAGGUCCGCAGUCUCUGGUCAUCUCCUGUACUGUCUGCAGUCUCUGGUCAUCCUCUGCACAGUCUGCAGUCUCUGGCCAUCUGUACUAUGUCCACAGUCUCUGGUCAUUCCCUGUACUAUGUCCGCAGUCUCUGGUCAUCUCCGGUACUGUGUCCGCAGUCUCUGGUCAUCUCCUGUACUAUGUCUGCAGUCUCUGGUCAUUCCCUGUACUGUGUCCGCAGUCUCUGGUCAUCUCCUGUACUAUAUCUGCAGUCUCUGGUCAUCUCCUGUACUAUGUCCGCAGUCUCUGGUCAUUCCCUGUACUAUGUCCGCAGUCUCUGGUCAUCUCCUGUACUAUUUCCGCAGUCUCUGGUCAUCUACUCUACUAUGUCUGCAGUCUCUGGUCAUCUCCUGUACUAUGUCCGCAGUCUCUGGUCAUCUCCUGUACUACGUCUGCAGUCUCUGGUCAUCUCCUGUACUAUGUCCGCAGUCUCUGGUCAUCUCCUGUGCUGUGUCCGCAGUCUCUGGUCAUCCCCUGUACUGUGUCCGCAGUCUCUGGUC